Molecule: messenger RNA, 2568 nt
Organism: Habropoda laboriosa
Lineage: Eukaryota; Metazoa; Arthropoda; Insecta; Hymenoptera; Apidae
Product: myb-like protein X
Exons: 12
Biological process (GO): cilium assembly
Cellular component (GO): cilium; microtubule
Molecular function (GO): microtubule binding
Source: RefSeq, a predicted model, not a curated record
AUGUUCGGGAGAACGUCGCUAGUGGAACAAAAAAGGAUCCAAUGGGCGAGAGAGAGAGAAGAAAUGGCACGUCUUGGCGGAAGUUGGGGACUUCUCAAGAAUAACAUCAAUAUUCGCACCAAUAUCCGAACCUAUCCGAGCGGCACGAGAAUGUCCUUGGCGGAAACGAAGGAUAAGCAAUCGUCCUCGAAACCUUUUCGUGCUACUGAACAUUACGGAAGCACCGUCAGCCUGAAGAGUCUGGCGACAGAGAGUUCCGGAAACGGCGGUACGAGUCUAAAGUGUCUGGACUGCAAUGGUGGUAGCUUGAUAAAUCUGCACGAGCAACCGGAAGUGUCGCAAAUCAGGCACAGAAGUCCGAGCCUGCCGCCAAUUUACAACAAGGAUCAGCAACAAUAUCUCAGCCAGGUUCGUGGUCAACAACGAGAUUUCGCCACAGAAGGAUUGCAGUACAAUUCAGAGAAAUCUCAACGUCAACAAGAUCAUCGAACCUACGAUCGUUACGAGAAUUCGAAGAACAAUCAUUACGUUUCGCAGGGCGAAGAACGCGAAGGCGAGACUUCCGGUUACGCCAGUGAUUCCGUAGACAUACCUGUAUCGGCAAAAGCAUUGCUGCCCGGUUGCAAGCCGCCAGGAGCAGAAAUGGCCGAGAAAACAUGGCAGAAUCCUUAUCACACGACACCUGACAGUUCGUUGCCACCGUCGAGGAGAUUAUCUGACGGGAGAAUAGGCGAACUUAAUAGGCCAAGGUGGGGCAGUGUCUGGGGUCAGGAGACUGCACGAGGAGAUCCGCCACCACCUUCUUGGCUGGCGAGAUUAGGACACUCGAGUCAAGUUUUGGUAAUCAAUCACGAAAGUGCGAGCAGCUCGGAUAGUUCAACGAUAGGCUCGAUUGGAUCUGAUAAUAAGACUUAUCUUCGCGGCCAAAAUAUUCCCGUCGACGCGGACAUUCUUCAGGAACGAGAAGUAAAGAGGCAAAAAGCUCUAGAACUUCAGACAGCGAUUAAAAAGCAACUGGAGGAGAAGGACCGAUUGAGGAAAGAAGAGAAGGAACGAAAAUUGAGGGAAGAACGAUUAGAGGAAGAACGAAUCGAACGAGAAAGAGAAAAAGAGAAGGAGAGGUUCGAAGAGGAACAAAGAAGAGUAAAAGAACGAGAAACUGCUAAAUUGAGGCAAGCCGAAGCGAUGCGCGAGGUUUUAGAAGCGGCGGAACGUUUAGCGAAAGAGCAAAAAAAGUUUCGGCGUAAAUGUGAAAAAAGCGACGAUGGAGAUACCAUGAGAGAUACCAUUGCAUCUUCUAGGGAUUGUCAAUCAAACGUCUCGAACGAAAGUCAGUUCGAUCAAAAUUGUUUAAGUGCAAGAACUCAAAAGGACAAAGAGGACGAAGAAAAAGGUGAAGCAUUGAAUGAAAAAGAACGUAACAAUAAUAGCAAUAAUCAAACGCACAAUAAUAAUAGUAAUAAUAACAACGCGUCGGAAAAGUCGGAAAAAGAUGGGAACGAUGUGGAAUCAGUUCAAGUUCCUAUUAGCAAAGAUGUGGCGAUCGUGUUGAGUGGUCGACUCGAAGAUUCAGAAUUACUGAACAAAGCAAAUUUACAAUUAGUCAAUUUGGUACUAACUCCAACGCCGAGAAAAUUAGAACAUAAUUCGAGCAAUAAUUUAACUGUAGGCUUGAAUACUUUAAUACAGCACAUAGGAAAUUCGAACAUCGGUCCAAACACCACCAGAAUUUCAUCGAACAUCGUAGAGAACAGAUUGUUGACGCCAAGCAAGUACAGAGUUAUGAACGGUCGAGAUUUUGGGACGCAGACAGAUAUAGAGAACGAUCUUCAGGAUUUUCGGGAGAAAGUGCAGGACUCAAAUGUGAAGGAUAGCUCUAUAAAGGACCGCAAGGAUGCAACAAAUGCUAGUAAAAGGGACAUUGAAAAGUGAGUCGGUAAUAUGAUGCAUUGAAUCACUUGAAAACUUGAAGAGUCGUGUGUUAAUGUCGGUUUGACGGACGAAAUCACCGUGAAAACUCUGCCCCGAUUAAAAUCUCAAGUUAGAAGAGGCAUCGAAUCUAGGCCACAGUGGAACGCUAAUCGACCAGGAACACGAUAUCGCACGCAAAGUGAAAAGGACCCUCAUUAUCAACGACGAUUGCGAAUGAGAAGACGACAGGUUGAAUCAAGCGAUGAACGUUCAAGAUCACCAUCUCCUGACAGAAGAAAAUUUAUAAAUGUCAAAUCGAAAAUUCGAACACUAAACAGAUCGAAAGUAAAAGUCGACAGUUACGACGCAGAUCUUUCAAUGGAUAGUCUGAAUUCCAUUAUACCAUUACGAACAGAUAAAAACGGACGAAUCAUCGUUGAGAAUAAAUACGAACAAAAUGAUAAAACUCGAUUAGAAAACGAUUGUUUUAACGAGGCUGAUAAUGUUAAAGAAUCACGAAAUGAUAAUUCUAAUGUCUGGUGCGGACAAGAAAUUUUAUCUAAGCUAUCUACUUUGAAGAACGGUCUUCUAAUGAAACAAAUAGAAUGGGAUUCCGAGAGAUGCCUGGUCUCUCCCGUCGCAUCAGAAAUCUUUUAA